Messenger RNA from Acaromyces ingoldii, 2503 nucleotides. RefSeq lists its product as hypothetical. The transcript has a single exon. Gene Ontology annotation, biological process: DNA-templated transcription; regulation of DNA-templated transcription. The record is from RefSeq and is a predicted model, not a curated record. Lineage: Eukaryota; Fungi; Basidiomycota; Exobasidiomycetes; Exobasidiales; Cryptobasidiaceae. The coding region runs from base 117 to 2480 and encodes 787 amino acids. Gene Ontology annotation, molecular function: DNA binding; zinc ion binding; DNA-binding transcription factor activity, RNA polymerase II-specific.
CGGGCCCCGCGCGCUACGUUGAUUAAAUUGUGGCAGCUGAGUUGACACGUCCUGCCCUCCCCGUUUUACCCUCCCCCUUUGUGUUCUCUCCGAUUUAACCGAGCCGGCUGUCCGACAUGGAGAGGCCGACGACGGCGACGACGGUGGAGCCUCGGCAGCGGAUUCUCAAGGCGUGCGCAUCGUGCUCGGCACGCAAGACCAAGUGCGAUGGCCGCGAGGGCGGCUGCUCGUCGUGCGCCAAGCUCGGCCUCGAGUGCGUGUACGUGUCGUCGGGCAAGAAGCGGGGCCCGCCAAAGGGCUCGCCCGCGCGGGGAGGUCCGCCGCGCAAGAACAAGGCUCCGACACUGGCCCCGUCGUCGUCUUCGGCCUCGGUCUCGUCGCUGUUUGACCAGCUCGAUGCCAAGCCGUGGGCGUCCGUCGGCGGAGGUGCGACCACAUCCACGUCGCCGCCGUCGUCCAGCUCGACGUCGUACAGCUUGCAGCAGCAGCAGCAGCAGCAGCAGCAGCAGCCACAUCCGCAGUCGCAACCGCAUCUACAGUCGCAUUCGCAAUCGCAGCCGCUUCUUCAGCCACAGCAACAACAACUACAGUCACAGCUGUCUUUACCCGCCGGCGCCAUCGAGGCCCUGCUGCUCGUCUAUGAGACAUUCAUCCACCCGCACUGGCCCGUCGUCUACCUGCCUGCGCUCGGCUCGCUGCGGAUCCUCGAGCAGCGGAGCCCGCUGCUGUUCGACGCCAUCCUCACCAUCUCGGCCGCCAACUCGUCGGACCCGAGCAUGAUGCGGCUCAGCGACGGCAUGGUCGAGGCCGUGCGCCGGCGCAUCCUCGACUGCCUCACCGACGCCGCCACGCUGAAUCGCAUCGAGGUGAUCCAGUCGAUGAUCCUCAUCUCCCUCGUCGACCUCGGCAGCGGCCGCUCGUCGAUGGCCUACCAGUUUGGCGGCAUGGCCUGCCGCAUGGCCCUGGACAUGAACCUGCACGUGCAGACGGCCCCGCCCAAGGACAAGUCCCGGCGCCGGCGUGGCCUCGAUGAGCGUAGUGCGCCUGGCCGCGGCAGCAGCAGCAGCAGCAGCAGUCUUCGUGACGGUGGCAGCAGCAGCAGCAGCAGCAAUCAUCAGACGACGAGCAGCAGCCAGGAGGCGCGGCGGACCAUGUGGGCCUGCUACGUCCUCGACAAGGUCCUCGCCGCCGUGCUGCAGCGGCCGCCGGCGAUGCGCCAGCAGGACAUCGACGUCGACAAGCCGUCGACGAUGGAGCGCGACGAGGUGGACCUGCCCUGGCGCGCCGAGGGACUCGCACGGGUCCGCUUCCUGCACCCGCAGGCGUAUGGCGCCAUGGAGCACCUGCGCUCCCACGCCCUCUCGAGCUUCUCGGCCUGGUGCGACGUCAUGGCCAUCCUCGAGCGCAUCCUCGACGACGUCUACCGGCCCCGCAGCCGGCGGCGUCGCCAUGAUCAUCAUCAUCAUCAUCAUCAUCGUCAUCAGCAUCAGAGCUUCCAUGGUCAUGACCAGCACCAGCAUCCCCUCGGCCACGACGAGCCGCCGCGCGACGACGAGGCAGCCGUCGCAAGGCUCGACGACGAGCUCCGCCGCUGGCGCCGUGGCCUGCCCGACCACCUGCAGUGGGGCGACGACGGCGCGGCCGAGGAGCACGUCGACGUCGGCCUCCAGGUGCUGACGCUGCGUGGAUGGUACUAUACAUGCGUGCUGCUCCUCCACCGCCCGCGCCUGCCGCUCAGCCUCGACGAGUCCUGCUCCGACCUCGAGGCCAUCGAUGCGCUCCAGCAGCUCCGCGGCGCCACGCGCAGCAGCGGCAGUAGCGGGGGCAGCAACCACCUUCAGCGAGAUCCCGCGUCGUCGCACCGCAUGGCGAGCCCCGUCACGGGCGCCACCGAGGCUGCCACGUCCAUCUGCGUCAUCAUGGAGGCCUACGAGGCCACGUUCAAGGUGCUCAAGUUCCCCGCCUCGUGGGUCUAUCUCAUCUUCCAGGCCGCCACCGUGCACGCGGGCCUGGCUGCUGCGGGCAACGCCGCGUCGCAGGAGGCCCGCCGCCGGCUGCAGCAGUGCAUCGCCUGGCUCGAGCAGAUCUCCCAGACGUGGCGCAGCGCCAGCCACCACGUCGAGACGCUCAACCGGCUCCUCGCCGUCGGCGCCCGCACGCGCACACGGCCGCCCUCGCCCGACGUCGCUGCGCCCACCUACGUCGGCGUCAUUGACCCGCUGUUGGCCACUGCGGCCACCGCCAACGCUGCCAACACCCCCACCCCGCCCACGGGGGCCGCGGGGGCCGCCGGCGCCGCCGACGAUGGCGCCGCCUCGUGGAACCUCUUUUGGAGCUCGAUGCCGACGACGAGCGAGGAUGCCAGUCUCUGGCAGGGCUUUUCCGAUCUCUUUCCCCAGCAACAGCAGCAGCCGCAGCAGCAACCGCCGCCGCCGCCUCAACCACAGAGGCAGCAGCCGCCGUUGCAAAUUGUAUCCUAGUUUCCCUCUAUCCAUCCAGUCAC